Poecilia reticulata (guppy) is the source of this 1668-nucleotide messenger RNA. Its product is annotated as KIAA0513 ortholog. The record is from RefSeq and is a predicted model, not a curated record. NCBI's taxonomy places the organism in Eukaryota, Metazoa, Chordata, Actinopteri, Cyprinodontiformes, Poeciliidae.
CUGGCGCAUGCGCAGCAGAGUACAGUCUCUCAGUGGAGGAGGUUGAUCCGCAGAAACACGGAGAGUGGGCUUGCUGUUGUGUCCAGACUCCGUGGGACGAUUCGUACAGAUGUGUUUGUUUCAUGACUUCUCUUGAGGUUGGAGUCCUCAGGGAGCGAGAUGACCGUCCAGACCCGGUGAGACGGUUCCCCUCAGCUGAAGCCCCCAGCUGGGCCUCCAUCCACAUGUUUCUGUAAAAACGUCUUACUCACUUCAUACAAAGAGACAAGCCUCCAAUAUGGACAACCUGAUAGACUUUGACCAGCCGUCAGCGGCUUCGUCUCUCUGCGUGGAGCCUCAUCACCAGGCCCACUCGGACGUCUUCUCCCCCGAGCCGCGGUCGUCCGUCCAUCAGGCCCCAUUCCUACCAGAACCCCUGGCUCCAACCAAAGCCGGCUCCCAGCGUGCGGACGGACACAACGAGGACAGCGACGCCACGGAGUCUGCGGACAGCGAGAACGACAUGGACCCGCCGUGUCUCGACUGGGAACUGAGGCGGUCGUCGUCCUCGUCGGCUCACAGCGGCGAGGACGCAGACGCCGAGGCGGCAGAGAGGAGGCAGUUCAUGAAGGCCUACGUGGAGAAGGUGUUUCACGGAAAGGAGGACUUUGACCAGGAAGAGAAGGCGAGGUUUGGAGAGCUGUGCAGCGGAGAGAACGGAAAAGGCAGGGAAUGGUUUGCCAAAUACGUCAGCGCCCAGCGCUGCCACUCCAAAUGUGUGAGCGAAGCCACGUUCUACAGGCUGGUCCAGUCGUUUGCAGUUGUUCUGUUUGAAUGUUACCAGAUGGACGACUACAGCCCGGCCAAAAACCUCAUGACCAUGUGCUUCACGUAUUACUACAUCGGAAAGUGCCCGCCGUCUCCCUCUGACCUGCUGGACCGCGGUAACCCACAGGCAGGCCUGGACUCGUACCUGAACAAGGCGAACUCCUGGCUGUCGGGGAAGAAAGACGCUGCAGAGCGCCUUCUGAAAAACACAUCGAAAACUGACGUCAAGGGUUUCUUCGGAGGCCUGGAGAGCAAACUGAGGAGCACAAUGGCUCCCAGGUCUGAUGAAGGCACCGUUGAAAUGAAACCCAAGUCACCAGGCUCAGAGGCUCCAGAAGAGAAGAAGGGAGAAAAGAUUUAUCUGUACACUCACCUGAAGCAGCAGCCCAUCUGGCACACGCUGAGGUUCUGGAACGCGGCGUUCUUCGAUGCCGUCCACUGUGAGCGGACGAAGAGGUCUCCGACCACGAGCGGAGCGCAGGACGCAGAGAAAGACGAGAGGGAGAAGUGGCAUCACUUGACCCCGAAGGAGAGAGAAGAAAGCUUGAAAAUCGAUGAGAACAUCACUUUCGGCCAGCUGGGGACUUUCACCCACAACAUGCUGGCGUUCGGACUGAGUAAAAAGCUCUGUAACGACUUCCUGAAGAAGCAGGCCGUCAUCGGGAACCUGAACGAAGAGCAAUACCAGCUGCUGAGCGAACACAUUGAGAAGAUGGCGGCGGAGUGAGUCGGAGAUCAGCGCCGGUUUCCUUCCAGUUCACGUCUGUGUUUAUGUGGUCCAGUGCUGAGAGAUACCAUCUGCAAACUGCUGGAAUAUGAGCAAUAUCAUAUAAACGCACCAUAAAGUCUGCAUCCACGGUU